This is a messenger RNA of Cladocopium goreaui, 4437 nucleotides long. NCBI's taxonomy places the organism in Eukaryota, Dinophyceae, Suessiales, Symbiodiniaceae. The record is from the annotation of a GenBank genome assembly.
AUGACGUCCACAGAUCCCUUCCGGGUUGUGCUGAAGUCCAGUUGCGAUUGUGUCAGAGACACCGCAGUGUCAGCGAAGUCCAUACCCUUGAUGCUCUCCAGCUGGGGGACCACGGAUUGGCAUGCCCACUCUCCAGCUCUUUCGUUGGGAGGGCAUCAAAAGAAGUUCGGCUUAAUGAGAGCACAAAAUGCAGAGAGAUUUGUCUUGCGCUUCGCGGUACGAGAUGAGGACAGCGAUUUUAUGCGUGCAGCAGACCGGGUCUACUACCCAGCUGUCUCAUGGUGUCUUGAAGGAAGCAAUGGCCUUCAAAAGUUGUUCCCUCGCAAGCAGCUGCUGGGACACGACGGCAUGAGAGUGGCAGGUGAUUUGCAGAAGCCUUGGCCCCCUCUGUUCUUGCGGCAGAAAGCUUUGGAGGAUUUUAUGCGUGCAGCAGACCGGGUCUACUACCCAGCUGUCUCCUGGUGUCUUGAAGGAAUCAAUGGACUUCAAAAGUUGUUCCCUCGCAAGCAGCUGCUGGGACACGACGGCAUGAGAGUGGCAGGUGAUUUGCAGAAGCCUUGGCCCCCUCUGUUCUUGCGGCAGAAAGCUUUGGAGGCCGCUUUGUACAAGCUAGGUGCGUGUGCGCCAACCUUCGUGUUGGGACAGAAAAGUCAUUGGUCAGAUGCGUUCCAAAGCCUGUGCGACCUGUGGCUUAGCCCCCGACUGGGAAAGCCAUUGAAAGCAUCUCUUCAAAGAUGGAUUGUCAAAAUUCUGCAAUCCCUGAACGCCUUGACCGGCACCACUGACUUCAACAGAUUCGAGGCCAUGAAGGCCAUGAAGGCCAUGGAGGCCAUGGAGGCGCGACGUGUUUUGGACAAGGAGUUUGAAGCGAGCAGACCAGGUUUGGAUCAGGGGCUCUUGCUCCGCUCGGCACAGCGCCUUGCUGCCGCCACGGCCUAUCCGCGUAGCGCAGGCUACACUACAGUGGCCUUGCAGGACAGAGUUAGCCUGCAUUUUCUGCAGUUUCAGAGGCCAGUGUGGCACACGCUGCGACAUGCGGCCUUCACCUAUGAACAUCAGGCCAUGGCACUGGCCGCCACAUCAGCAGGAGGCAAAAGCGCCUGGUCUGUGGCGAGUUCAGUGGCAAGCUUGACUGCAGAACCGAGACAGAAUCAAGUGCAGAUUGCAUUUGGCCAAGCACAGAUCAAAAAAGAUGAAUUGAUCUCCGAUGCUGCGACUCUGGAGAGCUUUCAACUGCUGAAAGCGCCGGCCGCCUCAUCAGUAAGCGUGAAUUGCAAUCGAACCGUGGGCAACGAUAGCAAGCUACAGGCACCUGCCAAGAAGAUGACUUCAGGUAAGAUUUUUUGUACCCGAGUGACAGCUGCUGAUAUGGACAUGUGUUUUACUGAGUCCCGAAAAGCUGCCAUAGCGGGGCGAAAGGUUUGGCGAAAGGUUGGUUUCCGGAGCUUCCGAAGCACCCGUUUUGGCGAGAAAUCUGCGAAAGGUUCGCGGAAGAUUCGUGGAAGGUUCGCGAAAGGCCAAGUCACACUGGACAUGUGCGAGCUUUUGCGGAGGAGGGUUUGCCUUGGCAAAGCUAAGGCGAAGUCGCCGCGCAUGCAGACUGUCCAGACAUGCUCAGGAGACCGCUACUUUGCCAGUUCUUCAGAGGCUUCAACGCUCCCUGAGGUUCUACUCAGCGAUAAUUCCAGUGCUGGGUCAGUACACUUUCCGGCCUUGGCUGCACAGCUUAGGUGCGGCGUAGCACGUUGCGUAUCGUAUGUGGCUUGUUGGCGCAUUGAAAAGAGAAGCGGUGAAGAAUUGGUGGAAGAAAUGGACGACUGGGGUUCAAAGAGGUUGCAAGAGGCUUUGUUGGAUUUGGGCGGCUUCUACGUUAAAACUGGCCAGGUGCUCUCUACGCGGGUGGAUUUAUUCUCCAAGCCGUACACUGAUCGGCUACGUAUUUUGCAGGACAGUUUGCCACCAGUCGACGCUCAAUCCAUUCGGAAGAUCAUCUCUGAGGAGCUCUGUGGUGGCGGAGAUUUGUCUGAGCUUUUGCGUGAAUUGGAUGAUGAACCGCUGGGUACAGCAUCCAUUGCGCAGGUUCAUCGAGGCGUACUCAACGAUGGGCGGGAGGUCGCUGUCAAAGUCCUGAGACCCAACAUGGAACCAGUGCUACGAGGUGACAUUGCCAACCUCAAGGUGUUUGCCCUCACACUGCGAGGGAGGCUCCCAGUGGAUUACUACCCGGUCUUUUGUGAGUUGGAACGGGCUCUAGAUGGCGAACUGGACUUCCUGAACGAAGCCCAAAGCGCCCAGAAGGUCGCAGCUUCUGUCCGCCAUGAUCCUUUAGGACAAGAGCUUGAUGCUCCUUUGGUGGUUCCGCUUCCCAUUCCGGGCAUGGCAACACGCAAGGUCCUAGUGAUGGACUUCGUCAAGGGCACUCCGCUCUCCAAAUUGGAAGAGCGUGCAAAGGAACUUGGAAUUGAGUUGGACAGCACUGCUGGCCAGGAGCCUUUUGGGCAACAGUGUCCAAUGGCGGCCCUUUCCCAAGCAAUUGACAUGGAGGGCGCGAAAUUCUCUAUGAUCAACAGCAUGCGGAGUGGCAAUGUGAUGUGGGACACUGUGAUUGCAAUGCUUAUUCCUCUUGCCUUCAAGCUGAUCUUCGAUUCAACUUCCAGCCUGCAGCCCCAGUUGGAAAAGCUGAGCACCAAACUGAAGACAUGUUGCAGGAGAUUACCACCAGAGUACUACGAGCGCACCAUAGAGGUGAAGCAGAUGCGGCGGAGUGAUGGUUAUUUGUACACCCCUGGCGAUGAUCGAUCUGUGGUGCUGUUGCGUGCCUUGAAUCAGUACAUCGCGGAGAAAAAGGUCCCAUACAAUGCUGCCUCCAUGAGCCUCGAGGAUCACUACAUGGAAGUCGAGGUUAGCAGUGUUGAUGACGAUGACGAAGAUGAUCCGGAGAAGCAUACCGAAAUUGGUUACCUGAAGACCUACUACCGAAUAAGACAAAAGCCACCAGAGGAGAAAUGGAUUGAAAUCGAGAAAGACUUGAAGUUCUUUUUGGCUGUGGAGGAUGAAAAACGCCAAGUGGACAAAGAUACCGCACAUAUCCCACAACCAGUGACCACCAAGAUGACCCUGAAGGGUUUAAGUGAGAAGAAGGUCUUGGACUUUAUCGAUAAGGCGUACAAAUGGUACUUGGAUCAGCAGAGCAAGAUGCAAUCCAAAACAAAAAUACGAUACAUGUACGAAAUGAUUCCGGCUAAAGCUGAAGAGGAGAAGAGAAGCUUUCGCAGAUACAAACUGUCAGGGGAAAAAACCUUCCAGAGCCUCUUUUUUCCUGAGAAGGAUUCACUGGUACAGCUCCUUGAUCACUUCAUGCAUCGGACUGGCAAGUAUGGGAUACCUGGAUAUCCUCACAAACUUGGUCUCCUGCUGUAUGGUCCUCCUGGAACUGGAAAGACCUCAAUGAUCAAGGUGCUGGCACAGCACACUGACCGCUCCAUUGUGAACGUGCCACUUGCAAGAUUGAAGACCAAUACAGAGCUGAUGCAACUGAUCUUUGAUCAGAAAUAUACAGUUGAGAGCAUCGAAUCUGCCAUUCGCCUCAGAAUAAAAGAUGUCAUCUUUGUGAUGGAGGACGUGGAUGCGGCGUCGAAGGUGGUCCAUCGCAGAGAUGAGCAAUCCGAAACCAAAGUGGAGGAUCUCAUGAGCAUGCAGAACUUAGAUCGGAUUGAACGGCUGCAAAAGUUAGAGAGGUUGGCCGACUCCCUUGAAGAGAAAGAGAAGGAAAAAGCGAAGCAGGGCUCAGCUGAGGCUCCUCCAAAGUCUGCAGAGGGCGACGGGGCUACGAAGUCUGCAGAUGCAACCAGAAAAGUGGAUUCGAAGUUGCUUCAAGACAUGCUGGAUGUCAUUCACGAAAAAAAGAGUGGACCUAUCUGGGGCCCUAUGGGACCCCAUGGCGAGUCGAUGGAUAGCGCAGACACUUUGAACCUGGCUGGCAUCCUGAACACACUGGAUGGUGUUGUUGACACACCCGGGCGCUUGCUGGUGAUGACCAGCAAUCAUCCAGAGAAAUUGGAUCCGGCCUUGAUCAGACCUGGCCGUAUCGAUAAGAUGUUCCAUUUGAACUACAUGGUGGGUGAGCAGGCCUGCAAAAUGAUUGCCCACUACUUCCAGCAGGAGCUGGAUUUGGAGAUGGCAGCGCGUAUUUGCUUGCUACUGGACGGAAAUGACCAGGCCAAGGCAUUAGAGAUUACUCCUGCGCGCUUAGAGCAACUGUGUGCGGAGCACGACAAACCGGAGGACCUUUGUACUGCGCUUCAGGAGCUGACGGUGCCACAGAAGGUGACUUGUGUGCGAGUGGACAGCGUCAAUGUGGAGAAAACCCUACAACUACAACGGACGUCAACGGCUCCACCGAUUAUUGCAGCGGAUCAGACUACCAAACGCUGGUAG